Messenger RNA from Ananas comosus (pineapple), 1280 nucleotides. Its product is annotated as PTI1-like tyrosine-protein kinase At3g15890. NCBI's taxonomy places the organism in Eukaryota, Viridiplantae, Streptophyta, Magnoliopsida, Poales, Bromeliaceae. The transcript is spliced from 5 exons. Gene Ontology annotation, biological process: protein phosphorylation. Bases 198 to 1280 code for a protein of 360 amino acids. The record is from RefSeq and is a predicted model, not a curated record. Gene Ontology annotation, molecular function: ATP binding; protein kinase activity.
GAAGCCUCCAAUGAGAAUAGAGAACAAAGUACACAAACAACCCACAAGAGAACAAAUUAUAGCAAGUUUUAGAGCCCAAGCUUUGUUUUUCUCACUGUCCUUUUUCACCUCAAUUUCUCCCUCUCCUUAGAACUCCUCUUUUCCAUUAGCCCUUUCUUUUUUGGUUAGAGUUCCUUUCACUUUGGCUUGUCAUAGAAAUGAUCAAAAGAUGCCUGUGUUGCAUCACCGGCGAAUCGGAGGCAGCGCGAAGAUCGAACGAUAGCCACGACUAUCCGUGGGAGAUCUACACCUUGAAAGAGCUCCUGCACGCGACAAAUAACUUCAACGAGAGCAACAAGCUCGGCGAGGGCGGGUUCGGAACUGUUUACUGGGGCAAAACUAAGAAAGGAGUGGAGAUCGCAGUAAAAAGGCUCAAGGCGAUGACGGCAAAGGCGGAGAUGGAAUUCGCGAUCGAGGUAGAGAUACUUGGGAGGGUGAGGCAUAAAAACCUCUUGAGCCUUCGAGGAUUCUACGCCGGCGGGGACGAGAGGCUCAUCGUCUACGACUACAUGCCGAACCACAGCCUCAUCAGCCACCUCCACGGCCGCCAUGCCGCCGAUCGCGUGCUCGAUUGGCCUCUCAGGAUGAAGAUCGCCAUUGGAGCUGCCGAGGGCCUCGCGUACCUGCACCAUGAGGCAAGUCCUCACAUAAUCCACCGGGACAUCAAGGCCAGCAACGUGCUCCUGGACUCCGACUUUACCGCGAAGGUCGCCGACUUUGGCUUCGCGAAGCUCGUCCCCGACGGCGUCACGCACCUCACCACCCGCGUCAAGGGCACGCUCGGCUACCUCGCACCGGAGUAUGCAAUGUGGGGGAAGGUAUCCGAGAGCUGCGACGUCUACAGCUUCGGCAUCCUCCUCCUCGAGACCGCCACCGCCCGCCGACCCAUCGAGAAGCUGCCCGGCGGGGUCAAGCGCGAGAUCGUCCAGUGGGCAGCCCCGCUCGUCGAGAAGGGCCGCUGGGACCGCCUGGUGGACCCCAGGCUUGCCGGAAGGUACGACAGGGAUCAACUAAGAAACAUGGUGCAGUUGGCGAUGCGGUGCACGGACGGGGACCCGGAGCGGCGGCCGACGAUGAGGGAGGUGGUGGAGAUUCUUAAAAGUAGUGGUGGUGCGCGGAGGAGGGAAACGGAGGUGGUGGAGGUGGGAGAGGAGGAAGGGGAGGAGGGGGAGGAAGGAGGGAAAAGAGAGGCUUCUCAGCUUAAGAAAAAGAGUUGGAGAGUGUCCUCCAGAAUGAGAUGA